This is a messenger RNA of Chenopodium quinoa (quinoa), 1825 nucleotides long. RefSeq names its product cytochrome P450 83B1-like. Bases 113 to 1624 code for a protein of 503 amino acids. The record is from RefSeq and is a predicted model, not a curated record. Lineage: Eukaryota; Viridiplantae; Streptophyta; Magnoliopsida; Caryophyllales; Amaranthaceae. The transcript is spliced from 3 exons. Gene Ontology annotation, molecular function: heme binding; monooxygenase activity; oxidoreductase activity, acting on paired donors, with incorporation or reduction of molecular oxygen.
GUCUAUAUAUAUAGUACUGUAUAUGUAAUGUGUCUUAAUGCAGUACAUGAAAACUAUACAAAUAAAGUAAAAAAACAUAUACAUGCAUUUGUAAAUCUCUCAAAUAUAAGAAAUGCUUUUGAUAUUUCCUUUACUUGCAACCCUCUUUCUUACUAUCAUAUAUUUUCUACGCAAAAACCCUAGAAAAAAUGAGUCAUUUCAUCCUCCCACUGGACCUAAGGGGAUCCCCUUCAUCGGAAACCUACACCAAUACAACCCCUCGAACCCUCACAUCUACUUUGCCAACCUUGCCAAGAUCUAUGGCCCGAUCUUGAGUUUGAGAUUUGGACGCGUACCUGUUGUUGUGGUUCAAUCGGCCAAGCUAGCAAAGGAGGUUCUCCAAACACAAGACCUAAACUUUUGUAGUAGACCACCCAUAGGUGGUAUGAAAAGGCUAAGUUAUAAUGGUUUAGACAUUGCUUUUACUCCAUAUAAUGAAUAUUUCAAAAAAAUAAAGAAGAUAAGCGUUGUUCAUCUCCUUAGUUCUAAAAGAGUGGAGUCUUUUGCUCCGAUUCGACAAGAAGAAGUCUCAAUGAUGAUGCAUAAGAUCUCCUCCCUCUCUUCUGCUUCGAAACCCGUAAAUUUGAGUGAAUUGCUAAUGAGUUUUACAAGUUCAAAUAUAUGCAGGAUUGCUUUUGGCAAGAGGUACGAAGAUGAUGAAGGGUCAAGGAGCAAAUAUCAUAGCCUACUAAAUGAAGCUGAAGCCUUGCUAAUAACCUUCUUCUAUAGUGAUAUUUUGCCUUAUUUUGGGUGGCUUGAUAAGCUAACCGGAAAAUUUUCUAGACUUGAGAAGACAUUUAAGAAAUUGGAUGCAUUUUAUGAAGAAGUCAUAAAUGACCAUAUUAACCCUAACAAGCCUAAAUCUGAUAGAGAGGAUAUCAUCGACAUUCUACUCCAACUUAGACAACAACAACCUUCUUUGGAGCUUACUUUGGAUCACAUCAAAGCAGUGUUAAUGAAUAUAUUUAUCGCAUCAACCGAUACAAGUGCAGCAAUGGUAAUAUGGGCAAUGACCGAGCUAAUAAAGCAUCCCAAUUCAAUGAAAAACGUACAAGAAGAACUUAGAAAUACUAUGCAAAACAAGGGUCGUCGUUACAUAAAUAAUGAUGACCUUAAGGAUCUUGGAUACUUCAAGGCAGUAGUGAAGGAAACAUUUAGGCUACACCCCGCAAGCCCAUUACUAAUAGCACACGAAACGAUCCAUAGAACAACCAUCGAAGGGUAUGACAUUCUACCCAAAACAUUAGUAUAUGUAAAUGCAUGGGCGAUUGGAAGAGAUCCUGACUCUUGGAAUGACCCCGAAAAUUUUGUUCCAGAGAGAUUUUUGGAAAGUUCAAUAGACUUUAUUGGGUGUGACUUCGAGUUAAUUCCUUUUGGUGCUGGAAGACGAUCAUGCCCUGGCUUACAUCUCGGUGUAGCUAACAUGGAGGUUGCACUUGCCAAUUUAUUGCAUGUUUUUGAUUGGGAAUUGCCUGCUGGUUUAGAAAGGGAGGACAUCGACACUAAUGUAAUUCCUGGCAUUGCUAUGCAUAAGAAAAUUCCAUUACGUCUUGUGGCAAAAACAAAAUUAAUGGACCAAAUGUAACCUUAAGCUUAAUUAAUAAUUAUCUAUUAUGUACACUCUUAUAUUGUCAUAUACUUGGUUUAUGCACCAAAGUGGAUUUAUAUUGUUCUAGAAUCGAAGAGCAUGUUGCAAUCAAUUGCAAUUUUUUUGUUGGUCAUUUAAUAUUUUUAAUUGUCACCGAUUUAUUAGUUUAAGAAUCGAAGCCAAGUUGUAGUCACUAGG